Acanthocheilonema viteae is the source of this 517-nucleotide messenger RNA. Lineage: Eukaryota; Metazoa; Nematoda; Chromadorea; Rhabditida; Onchocercidae. The record is from the annotation of a GenBank genome assembly.
AAUGUUUUUAUCGGCAGCAGUGAACAAACAUGGCCUAAUGCCAUUCACUUUACGGUCAUUUGAGGAUGAGAAGCUAGCGAAAAUGGGUGUUGUGGAAUGUGAACGACAUAAUCUUAUGCGGCCGUAUCAGGUUUUCUAUGAACGAGAGAGUGAAUUUGUGGCACAGUUCAAGUGCACGGUACUAAUCAUGCCUAAUGGAUUACUGAAAAUUACUGGAUUUCCUCUUGAUAUGAAUGCGUUAGAAAGCGAUAUAAAGAUCGAAGAUCAGUUGAUCACAUCUUUGUUGAACUCCUCAUUGAAGCCUAAAAAGGCAAAGAAGAAGCCGAAAAACGGUAAGAAGGAUGAGAACAAUGGUGCUCAGAAGAAUAAUGAUAUUAUUGAGAAGGAGGGAGAUGCUGGUACCCAAAAUGUGGACAUGAAAACUCGAGAUAUGAAUAAGAAAUCUGUGUCAUCUGAUAACAGGGACGGUGUGAACGUUACAAACGUUACAACAGAAUUAAAAAUAAAUGAUCAUUGA